UUCCUUUUCAUCUUGAAUUUUUUCUCUCUUUUUUCAAGAUUAAUCACCAUCUGCCACGUCAUAAAGCCCAAAAUAUCAAUACGUUCGGAUCGUAAAGAUAAAGCCACCGACUUUUUGAGUAGUGACUUACGCGAAUAACGACGAAUAGGACCUCUUUUAACUCUUUUGAAGUCUUUUUAUUCCUACCAAGACGCAGUUUCCUUUACAAAAAACAUUAAAAUAAAAGAAAUAAAAGUAAAAAGAGGCACCACCACUUCAAUCCAACCCCUCCCGGGCCUUUAUAAACAUCACAUGUGCCUCCUUGAAUCUUCCCUUUCUCCUCUUCCUCUCUUUGCUUCCUCUUCUUCUUCUUCUUCCUCUCUUUUGGUGUUUCGAUCGGCUUGAUUUUACUUUAAUGGGUUUCUUUGUGGAGGAUUCAGGUGUAAUAUUAACCCAAGCAGCUUUAAUACUAGCAGUUCUACGAUGGGUCUUGACGUGGCUACUCCGAUUCAGAAACGGAGAUGAUAAUGAUAAGACUCAGGAUCAACGUCCAUUUGCUUCAUCACAGAUGAUCAGAGAGAGUCUUGCGUUAUCAACGUAUGGUGACGUCAUCGGGAGAGCGCCACUGAUUUCUGACACGUGUGCUGUUUGCCUGGCCCAGUUGAGUGAGCAGGAUGAGGUGAGAGAGCUCAGGAACUGCUGCCACGUGUUUCACAAAGAGUGCAUCGAUAGAUGGUUGGAUUAUGAUCAUGAUCAUGAUGAUCAUGAAAAUCACAAGACUUGUCCACUCUGUAGGGCCCCUUUGUUGACGUCGUCUCAAAGUGUGGGCUGGGCCAAGUCCGACCCUAGUUGGGCCGUCGAGAGACUUCUGUACUUGUUUGGAGACGAUCUGAUUAUGUGAUCCACUGACAAAUUCCACAAUUCAUAUGGUGGACUGCAUAGCAGAAAAAUAGAGAAUUGACACUGUAAAUCUACGGCAGUUUUCGGCUUGUAAAUAUUUUUUUUGGUAUUAUAAUGUAUUCUUCAAUAUAUUUAUGUGCCUUUUUGUUUGAGAUUGGUAUUGGGUAAUAUCCGAUUUGGCUUCAAUAAUAAUUAAUUAGU
Messenger RNA from Tripterygium wilfordii, 1080 nucleotides. RefSeq names its product E3 ubiquitin-protein ligase Os03g0188200-like. NCBI's taxonomy places the organism in Eukaryota, Viridiplantae, Streptophyta, Magnoliopsida, Celastrales, Celastraceae. The record is from RefSeq and is a predicted model, not a curated record. The coding region runs from base 395 to 880 and encodes 161 amino acids. Gene Ontology annotation, molecular function: ubiquitin protein ligase activity. The transcript has a single exon. Gene Ontology annotation, biological process: protein ubiquitination.